CCGGCCGCAGCCGCAGCCGCCCCGCUUCGCCCAGGCAAUGACAGCGGCUCCGGCCCCGUCCCCGCAGCAGAUCAGGGACCGGCUGCUGCAGGCCAUCGACCCGCAGAGCAACAUCCAUAACAUGGUGGCAGUGCUGGAAGUGAUCUCCAGCCUGGAGAAAUAUCCCAUUACCAAAGAGGCACUUGAGGAAACCAGACUCGGGAGGCUUAUCAAUGAGGUGAGGAAGAAGACAUCCAAUGAGGAACUUGCCAAACGUGCCAAGAAAUUGUUGCGGAAUUGGCAGAAGUUGAUAGAACCCGUAACCCAGAACGAGCCAGUGCCAAGGGGGCUGCCCAACCCGCCAGGAUCAGCAAAUGGAGGUGCCCACAACUGCAAACCAGACUCACAACUCCCUGCUGUGCCCGGCGCCAAGCCCAUCAGCGAACUGAAAAGCAGGAAUGAUAUCCAGAAACUUAAUUCUCCAAAAACAGAGAAACUGGGAAAUAGGAAAAGGAAAGGUGAUCACAGGGAUGGGCAUCAGGGCCCUCCUCCCCCAAAGGUCUCCAAAGCUAGUCAUGAAGUAUUACAAAACUCUUCACCCCCUCCAACCAAUGGAAUUGGAGGUAGUCCUGAAAAUUUUCCUAGUCCUGUAGACAUAAACCUGCACGCAGGGCCCGAAAGCAGCAGGACAGAUCUCAGUGAAAACGAUAAACACAAUAAGAUCCCAGUAAAUGCUGUAAAACCUCACACCAGUUCUCCAGGACUUGUAAAACCUUCAAGCACUUCCUCGUUACUAAAGACUGCAGUGCUUCAGCAGCAUGAUAAAUCAGAAGAAGCCACGGGCCCCCACCAGCCCAAGAGCCCACGCUGCUCCUCCUUUAGCCCCAGGAACGUCAGGCAUGAUACUUUUGCUCGGCAGCACAGCACGUACUCACCAAAGGAUUCGAUGCCCAGUCCAUCUCAAAGGUCUCAGUUCGCAGACGCCGCACAGGUGCCAUCGCCGCCGCCAUCCCUGAUGCAACCAUCCACACCUCCCCUGCCAGCCAAGAGACUGGAGUUCCCUCCUCAGGCGGCCCCCGAGGCGCAGCAGCACUGGCAGGAGCAGCAGGGAGCCCCCGAGGGCCAGCACAGGCACACAGCAGGGACACUUCAGCAGCACACGGCUCCCGGCUGCAAAGCCCACCCCGGGGAAUCACACAUGGGCUUCCCACAGGACACUUCCAGAAUGGACAGUGACGAUGCUGCUUCAGGGUCUGAUAGCAAAAAGAAGAAAAGGUACCGACCCAGAGACUAUACAGUCAACUUGGAUGGGCACGAGACAGAUGGGGGUGUGAAACCUGUGAGGUUAAAAGAGAGAAAACUCACUUUUGAUCCCAUGACAGGACAGAUAAAACCUUUAACACCGAAAGAUCCUUUGCAGGUAGAAAUCCCUGCACUUACUGAACAGCACAGGACAGAAACGGAAAAGCAGGAGCAAAAACCCAACCUGCAAAGCCCCUUUGAACAAACGAACUGGAAAGAGUUGUCCAGAAAUGAAAUCAUUCAGUCAUAUUUAAACAGACAGAGUAGCUUGCUGUCUUCAUCAGGAGUACAGACUCCAGGAGCUCACUACUUCAUGUCUGAGUAUUUAAAGCAGGAGGAAAGCACUAGAAAAGAGGCUAGAAAGACUCAUGUUCUAGCUCCUAACAGCAAACCUACAGACUUGCCUGGGGUCACCAGAGAGGUCACGAGCGAUGACCUCGACAGAAUACGUGACCACAACUGGCCAGGCGUGAACGGUUGUUAUGACACACAGGGUAACUGGUAUGAUUGGACACAGUGCAUAUCCUUAGAUCCACACGGGGAUGAUGGGAGAUUGAACAUCCUGCCUUACGUCUGCCUAGACUGAGAGCAGUUCUGCUAAGCACGCUUUUCACACCUGCAGUUAGCAGAACUGGCAGACACGAUGCCACUUCCAGCUGGAGAGAGCCUCCUGUCCUGGACAAACAGGCCCCACGAGCAGAGGGGGGGAGGGAGCUGGGCCUUUCCAGCUCGUUCCUUUAAAUUCUCCUUUUGUGAAAUGCUGCUACCAGUUUACUAACAAUUGCAAAGGAAGGCAUACGAAGGUUGAUCAGUUGAGUUUAAAACUCUAUAGCGAGCCAGCUAUAAAAAGUGUUAGUCCCCAAGAAGUGAAGAGGAUUUCCAGCACUUUCUGAAUGCCGGAAUCUUAUUACAGGCAGGUACAGAGAAAAAAUUGUGGAAGUUACCUUAACAAAAUAUGCAUCUAUUUAUUUGACUUGAUUUGGGUUUUUAUUUGGCAGUGAGAUAUUCGAGAGACAAUGUGCAAAAACUGUAGUUUUAUUUCUAUCACAUCUCUGAACAUGAUUGCGUUAUUUAAGAGUCAUGUGGUACGGAGAUUGGGUUUUAAACAGCAGGUGUUGCACUGCAGGCUGGGCCACCAGCUUCAGCUCAACAUUCCAUAGGCAUCCACAUAUUUUAGUCUGGUUUCAGUUUAAAUCCAGUCUCUGAGAAAUGCUGCAAAAACUAGAUGUUUAAUGAUAUUUUUUGAUCCCACCACCACCAGCCAAAUAUUUUUCCUCCUUUUCCCUUCCUGCAAACUUAUAGGUAAAAAACAAAAAGACAAAAAAAACAAAAAGACAAAAAAAAACAAAACAAAAAAACAAAAAGAAAAAUCACCUUUUCUAGAAUCUAAAUGUAAUGAGGGUGCUACAAGUUUGUAACUGUACUGUGAGAGGGAAAAAGGAAGCCUGUUUGUAUGCUGGAAAUAUACUUGUUACCAUUCCUUUAGAUAUUGUUUGCCUUAUGGAUAUCCAUCAUAAACGCAAUUUGCAAAAACAAAGAGCCUUAGUGAAUGUACAGUAACUAGACUUCUGUGUUCCUGGGAUGCAGAAGGGAGCAACUUUGCUAUUUGGUCCUUUAAGUGGACACGUUGUGAUAUAAAUGUGGAAAUAAAAAAAAUUUGCACAAACCA
Messenger RNA from Catharus ustulatus (Swainson's thrush), 2950 nucleotides. RefSeq names its product mediator complex subunit 26 (gene MED26). Lineage: Eukaryota; Metazoa; Chordata; Aves; Passeriformes; Turdidae. The record is from RefSeq and is a predicted model, not a curated record. Gene Ontology annotation, biological process: regulation of transcription by RNA polymerase II; positive regulation of gene expression. The transcript has 3 exons. Gene Ontology annotation, molecular function: transcription coregulator activity. The coding region runs from base 38 to 1867 and encodes 609 amino acids. Gene Ontology annotation, cellular component: nucleus; core mediator complex; mediator complex.